Messenger RNA from Peniophora sp. CBMAI 1063, 348 nucleotides. NCBI's taxonomy places the organism in Eukaryota, Fungi, Basidiomycota, Agaricomycetes, Russulales, Peniophoraceae. The record is from the annotation of a GenBank genome assembly.
AUGGACGGCGGCUGGUGCUGUGGCGCCGAGAGGGGGACGCGCAGGUAUUAUGUAUAUUGUGCUGGUAUUGGGCCACCAGUCCGAACUUGGCAGUUCGGACAAUAUAUCGUCAUCCGUGUGCAUCACCUUCAUCACACAAAGACCACUGUCGCCAAUGCGGGACCGGGAGGCUCGCGACAGCUUGCGACUUCGGCUGCGAGAAUGAAGCGCGCGACUGAGCAACACCACGACGAGACCUGCCUAGUAAAGCGCCGGCGGGGGCGUAGCGGGCUUGAUGAGCUAGGCGCGCGGACUGUUAGCUGUGGAGUGUCUCUGGAAUGUCCUGAUUCGAGAGUACAUCUGCCUUGA